Molecule: messenger RNA, 834 nt
Organism: Closterium sp. Naga37s-1
Lineage: Eukaryota; Viridiplantae; Streptophyta; Zygnematophyceae; Desmidiales; Closteriaceae
Source: the annotation of a GenBank genome assembly
AUGAGAUUAGAGAAGUGCUGGUUCUGCUCGUCGACCGUGUAUCCCGGUCACGGCAUCUGCUACGUGCGCAAUGACGCCAAGGUGUUCCGGUUCUGCCGGUCCAAGUGCCACCGGAAUUUCAAGCUGAAGCGCAACCCGCGCAAAGUGCGAUGGACCAAGGCGUACCGCCGCCUUCACGGCAAAGACCUCGCCGCCGAUACCACCUUUGAGAUGGAGCGCCGAAGGAACCGCCCUGAGCGGUACGACCGCAACGUGGUGGCGACGACGGUGGCGGCGAUGAAACGGAUCGACGAGCUGCGCGUGAAGCGGCAGGCCAAGUUCUGGGAGAAGCGAAUGAAGGUGAAGACGAAGGAGGAGCGGCAGCAGGCACGCCAAGAGCUGGAAUCCGGAAUCCACCUGGUGAAGGCCCCAGCAGCACUGCCGACCGCCCCUUGCUCACUCUGCUGCUUACCCUCUUCCCGCCGUGCUUCCCACCCAUGGUUCUCCCUUUUCACCAUCAACAGAAUGAAGGUGAAGACGAAGGAGGAGCGGCGGCAGGCACGCCAGGAACUAGAAACCGGAAUCCACCUGGUGAAGGCCCCAGCUGCCCUCGCAGCAGACCCGUCCCUCACCCUCCCCAAGCCCAUCUCCACGCUCUCAGCGUCCGUGGCGGAGCAAGCAGCCAAGGAGAAGGCGAUUGCAGUUGCCAUGGAGGAGGGCGAGGAGGUGGGAGGGGAGAGGGCGGGGGCAGAGGCGAGGGCGGAGAGGGCAGUCGAGAGGAAACUGAAGGGGAAGAUGAAGGUGAAGGUGGGACGGGUGAAGGGUGCUGUGAUGGAUGCGGAUAUGGAGGGGUGA